Molecule: messenger RNA, 981 nt
Organism: Brettanomyces nanus
Lineage: Eukaryota; Fungi; Ascomycota; Pichiomycetes; Pichiales; Pichiaceae
Exons: 1
Coding region: 1-981 (326 amino acids)
Biological process (GO): isoprenoid biosynthetic process
Molecular function (GO): prenyltransferase activity
Source: RefSeq, a predicted model, not a curated record
AUGCAAAUAGACUCUACGAGAUUUAAAGGUACCAGGUAUGGAACGAAGUCGGAAAAGAAUGUUGAGGAACCGUUUGAGUAUCUUCGACAUCAUACAAAAGGAAAGAAUUUGAGGGGUCUAUUGAUCGAAGCAUUGAAUCUAAUCUAUAAAGUUCCCAAGGCGGAUCUGGACAAAGUGGUGAAGAUCAUCAACAUUUUGCACAUUUCAUCGCUAAUUAUCGAUGAUGUUGAAGACAGUUCAGUUAUGAGAAGAGGUAAGCCGUGUGCACAUCGUAUAUUUGGGAUUCCUCAAAGCAUCAACUGCUCCAACUAUAUGUACUUCAAAGCCAUGGAGUUAACUAGAGAGUUGGUAGGGGAGGAAGAUUUGAAGCUGCAAAAUGAUUGUAUAGGUAUUUUUAUUGACGAGAUGUUGAAUUUACAUCGUGGUCAAGGCAUGGAUCUCUAUUGGAGAGACAACUUCAUCUGUCCGUCAGAGGAUGACUAUGUGGACAUGGUAAUUAAUAAGACGGGUGGUUUGUUUCGAUUGGCUGCAAGGUUGAUGGGAUUAUGCGUGGGCAAAGAAGUCCCGGAAAUGAUCGAGUUUUGUAAUGUUUUAGGCAUUCUUUACCAAGUUAAAGAUGACUAUCUCAACUUACAGAGUGAAUCCUAUCAGAGUAAUAAAGGGUUCUGUGAAGACAUCACUGAGGGUAAGUUUUCCUUCCCUAUCAUUCAUGCAAUCUUGGUAUAUGGGAAAGAUUCAGGUGCAGAGUACCAGGAAUUGCUUAAUAUUUUGAAACAACGUACCAAGGAUCAAGAACUCAAGAAGCAUUGUCUUGAACUCAUCAAUCGUGCGGACGGUGGUGAGUAUUCAAGGCAAACGAUUGAUAAAUUGCUGAGAGUCGCUGAAGAAUUGAUUGUCAAUAUUACCAAGAAGUAUGACGAUAAUAAUAUGGUUGAUACCAAGUAUUUCCUAAGCACUUUGAGUAAGCUAGCAGGUAUAUAG